Drosophila montana is the source of this 939-nucleotide messenger RNA. RefSeq lists its product as uncharacterized. Lineage: Eukaryota; Metazoa; Arthropoda; Insecta; Diptera; Drosophilidae. The coding region runs from base 1 to 939 and encodes 312 amino acids. The record is from RefSeq and is a predicted model, not a curated record. The transcript has a single exon.
AUGGUAGCAGAAAAUAACGCCUCUAGUGCAGUGCCCUCUGCAAACAGGGUGACUUUUCUGAAGCGCAAAGUCAUUUCAAUUUAUGACAGUUUGCAAACACUUCAAAAUGCACUAACUAAUUCGACACUUAGUGCAAUUAAUGAGUGCGGUCUUAGUGUUAGGCUGAAGCAAAUCGAGCGGCUUCAGACCUCAUUUGAUAUUAAUCAAACUAGCCUCGAAGAGCUAGACUUGCGUGAGGACUUCGACGAGUUAGCAAUUUCUAUGGAAAUUUCGGUUCGGAGUGAAAUCGCGAAACGUGUCUCAAUAUUGCCCUGCUCAACAUUUCGCGACCAAUCUGUGCUGUCCGCGCAGACAGUUAGAGCUAAGGCACCGCCGGCAAUACCCGCAUUAAAGUUGCCUACGUUCACUAGUGGUUACACAGAAUGGGCGGACUUUUAUUCUAUGUUCACAACCGUCAUAGAAAAUCAUCCAGAUUUAGCAGAUAUCGAAAAGCUGCAGCAUCUUCGAUCGUGCCUGAAGGAUUCAGCGCUGGACGCAAAUCGAUCAUUGGAAAUAACAAACGAUAAUUAUGCCAUAGCACUUAAUUUAUUGGAGAAAAGGUUGAAUAAUAGACGUUUGGUUUUUCAGGCACACAUACUAGAGAUGUUGGGGCUCAAGAGGGUGGCAGGUGGAUCGGUCGUGGCGCUAAGGGAGUUGUCCGACCAAUUCAACGCACACAUUCGCGCAUUAAAGAACAUGGGCAACACCGAACAGAUCGCUGGAUGCAUCAUUGUGCAGAUUAUCCUACAAAAGCUGGACCCAUCAUCACAAGCCAAGUGGGAAGAAAGGCUAGAGGAUUCGACGUUCGUCAACUUGACACCAUCUUGGGAGCAUAUGGCUACGUUUCUGGAGCAGAGAUGCCGAACAAUGAAAACCGUAAAUGGCAAGCUAUGCCCCUAG